Medicago truncatula (barrel medic) is the source of this 1737-nucleotide messenger RNA. Its product is annotated as protein FAR1-RELATED SEQUENCE 5-like. The transcript has 4 exons. The coding region runs from base 1 to 1737 and encodes 578 amino acids. The record is from RefSeq and is a predicted model, not a curated record. NCBI's taxonomy places the organism in Eukaryota, Viridiplantae, Streptophyta, Magnoliopsida, Fabales, Fabaceae.
AUGGUUUUUGAUAGCUUUGAUGAUGCUUGGAAGUUUUGGGUUGAUUAUGGAGGGAGAGUUGGAUUUGGAGUGAGAGUACAGUAUGUACACAAGAAUAAAGACGGCUUAGCCACUUCUUGCAGGUUUGUUUGUUGCAAAGAAGGCCUAAGAAAACCAGAUAAACGAGAUUAUAAAACAAUCAAGCCAAGAGCAGAGAUCAGAACUAAUUGCAAAGCAAGGAUAGGAUUUAAGAAUAUGGGUGGAGUUUGGACGGUGCGUGAUUUUGAGGCAGAACAUAACCAUAUUAUGCACACUCCGGAAACAACUCAUAUGUUGUCAUCUCAAAGAAAACUUUCAGAAAUUCAAUGUCAACAAAUUGAUCUAGCGGAUGAUGUCGGUCUCCAACAAAGGAAUUCAUUUGAUUUGAUGAGCAAGGAAGUGGGAGGUAGAACCAACUUGGGAUUUAUACGCCUUGAUCAAAAGAAUUAUCUACGGAAAAAAAGGGAAAGAAGUUUGGUACUCGGGGAAGCCGGCUAUCUGUUACAAUACUUUCAGAAAAUGUCAAUUGAAAAUCCUCCUUUCUAUCAUGCCUAUCAAAUGGAUAUGGAAGAUCAAAUUACCAACGUGUUCUGGGCUAAAGCAAGGAUGCUCAUUGAUUAUGGGUAUUUCGGUGACGUGGUUUCUCUUGAUUCAACAUAUUGCACAAAUACUUCACAUAGACCAUUAGCUGUGUUUUCAGGAUUUAACCACCAUCGUAAAACAGUGAUCUUUGGGGCUGCAUUAUUAUAUGAUGAAACAAAAGAGUCAUACAAGUGGCUUUUUGAGACAUUUUUAGAGGCACACAAACAGAAAAUGCCUCAAACUGUUUUUACUGAUCAAGAUCAGUCAAUGGCAAACGCACUUGUUGAAGUUAUGCCUGGAGCAUACCAUGGCCUAUGUACGUGGCAUUUGAUGCAAAAUGGUAUCAAACACUUGGUUAAUUUAAUGAAAGGUGAAUCUCAUUUUCUCAGUGACUUUAAGAAGUGCAUGUAUGGCUAUGACGACAAAGAACAAUUUGAAGAAGGUUGGACAAACCUUCUUGUAAAAUACAAGGACUACAAGGUUGAGGAAAAUACUUGGUUGAAAAGAAUCUACACUCUCAAGGAGAAAUGGGCAUCUUGUUACAUGAAAAAGGCUUUUACAUUAGGAAUGCGCAGCACCCAACUUAGUGAAAGUGUGAAUGCAACUAUUAAAAGUUUUAUGAAGGAGAUUUGUCCUCGCUAUAUCAGGAUUGCCACUGAAGGAUGUAGAAGGCCAGAAACAUUCAACUUUCUUACCAAAGUUGUUGAUGAAUUGGAUAGGCUGGUACUACAAUUUCAAAACUGUCAAGUAAGUAGUGAUCAAGAGGAUAUGUUUCUUCGCAAAAUUAAAGAGAUCGGAAGUAGCAUUGAUGGUUCAACACCAGUCAAGGGUUUUAAAAAGAAAGAAGGAAGAAGAGGUGCAAAACGUCUCAAAGGUUUCAUAGAAUGCAAACUUUCCAAAAGAAAGAAAAAAGAUGGUCCAAGUGCUUCACAAACAAAGAAUAAUGUUAGAAGGGUAAAAAUUGCCAAAAAAAGCACAAAUGGAGACUUUGGUAAUUCACAAAUGCAAUAUGAGGUGCCCAACACAAGUGGAGCUAUUUGGCUCAAUGAUGUACACAAUAGACCUUUUAUGGAAGAUGAUGCUACUGUAAGUUCUUUUGGUGAAGAUAAUGCCACUUUAAUCAUUUGGUGCCACUAG